This is a messenger RNA of Branchiostoma belcheri (Belcher's lancelet), 5283 nucleotides long. Its product is annotated as kinesin-like protein KIF15. Gene Ontology annotation, biological process: microtubule-based movement. The transcript has 34 exons. Lineage: Eukaryota; Metazoa; Chordata; Leptocardii; Amphioxiformes; Branchiostomatidae. The coding region runs from base 195 to 4430 and encodes 1411 amino acids. Gene Ontology annotation, molecular function: ATP binding; microtubule motor activity; microtubule binding. The record is from RefSeq and is a predicted model, not a curated record.
GAAGGAUUUAAUCACGUGAGGGGCAAAGUAGGCAACCCGCCAUUGUUCAAGUUUUCUUGCUACGUGUGGAGAGCGUAUUUUGGUAGUCUCUAACGUUGUUUUAGUCUUUGAUUUUAUGUUUUGUCUGGACUACAGUUCAAGCAAGGUUACUUUCAAGUGUUGGUGUGCAGUAGAAGGCGUAUAAGGAGCGAAUUAUGGCGCCGACAACAGAUAGCAAGGCAGGAGUGACAAGUACUGAAGAAGACUCGAUCAAGGUGUAUGUCCGUGUUCGGCCGCCAGAUGAAGCGGAGGACAGUUACGAGCAGAGCAUGUGCCUGGCGGUGCAGGCCCCUAAUGUCAUUGUGAUGGACUGUAAGCCUGACCCCAGGAGAUACACGUUUGACCAUGUGGCUGACAUCAAUACAACACAGGAAGCAGUGUUUGGUGCAGUGGGAAGGAAAAUAAUCGAAAGCUGUGUUGGUGGCUACAAUGGAACAAUAUUUGCGUAUGGCCAGACAGGAUCAGGAAAGACUUUCACCAUGUUGGGCCCACUGGAGGAUGGUGAUGAUUUCCGGCAUGAGUUACGUGGUGUGAUUCCUCGCAGCUUUGAGUAUCUCUUCAACUUGAUAAGCAGGGAGCAAGAAAAGCGUGGAGAUGCUGUGGAGUUUGUGACAAGAUGUUCGUUCCUGGAGAUCUACAACGAGCAGAUUUUUGACCUGCUGGACACGGCGUCCACUGGUCUGCACCUGCGAGAGAACAUCAAGAAGGGAGUGUUUGUGGACGGACUGAUUGAGCAGAAUGUCACCAGUGCAGUAGAGGCCCAUCAGGUGCUGUCUGCAGGAUGGGUGAAUCGCAGAGUUGCCUCCACUUCCAUGAACAGGGAGUCAUCUAGGAGCCAUGCUGUCUUCACUCUCACUAUAGAGUCCAAGGAGAAGAAAGGCGGAGUGAUGAACAUCCGGUGUUCCCAGCUGAACCUGGUGGAUCUGGCCGGGAGUGAGAGACAGAAGGACACACAUACUGCAGGAGUCCGGCUCAAGGAAGCUGGCAGUAUCAACAAGUCCCUCAGUGCUCUGGGGAAUGUGAUCAUGGCCUUAGUAGACAUCGCCCAUGGGAAGACUCGUCAUGUCCCAUACAGGGACUCCAAACUCUCCUUCCUUCUCAGGGAUUCUCUAGGAGGCAAUGCAAAAACCUACAUCAUUGCCAACGUCCAUCCAGGCUCCAAGUGUUUUGGAGAAACCUUGUCGACUCUGAACUUUGCUCGUCGGGCAAAGAUGAUCAAGAACAAGGCAGUUGUAAAUGAAGACCUGCACGGUAAUGUCUCCCAGCUACAAGCUGAGAUCAAGAAACUUAAAGAAGAGCUGGCAGACUACAAGGCGGGGGGUGUACCACAACAUUUAGGGGGAUCAGCUCAAGGGGAUGGUGGUGCUGUGGACAGCAAGUACAAGAAAUGGUUCUGUGAUGCGAUGUUCCUUAGAAACAAGGCUGAAGAAGAACAGAAGGCAAAGGAAGACAAGAUCCAUCAGCUUGAAGACCUGUGUAAGAAGAAGGAGAAGUUUGUCCAGUCCAGUAAGAUGAUCAUCAAGCUGCGAGAAAGCCACAUCAGCUGUCUGGAGAAGGGCGGGGCAGGAGCUCUGGGAGACACUGAGAAGGACCAGAUCAUCAGAGACCUUCGGCAGGAGAUCGAGCUUCUGAAAGAUCAGGUGAACCAUCACCCUGAGGUGACCCGUCUGGCCAUGGAGAACCACGGGCUGAGGAAGAAGCUGAAGGAGCUGCGCACCCCGGAGUACCUGAGUAACAAGGCCUACAGCGCACAGCAGGUCAUGGAGCUGGAGAACAGCUUCAAGGAACUCAUGGCAAAGGACGAUGGAGGUGCCCCUGCAGUGGACCGCAGAACCAGCCUGACUGCUGCAGGCACUCCGCUUGCUGCGGACACCGUUUCCGCGGCAACUGUGGAGAAACUGAAGUCAAAGGUGCAGAAACUGCAGGAGGAGUUGGAUAUGACUAAGGAGAACCUUCAUCAGAUGGAAGGGUCCUGGGAGAAACAGAAGCUGGAGUUGGAGUCUGAGCUGGCCUCCUACAAGACGUCUACCCAGGAGCUGGAGAAGGUUCUGGAGGCCUGUCAGGUCCGCAACAGGAUCAACAGGACCACCUUGAACGACAUUCACAUGGAAACCAUCAAGAACCUGACUCCCAGUAAGAAGGCCCUGUACCACCUCAGGAACAGGGUUGUCCAGCAGCCUAUUCCAUUUGACCUGGAGGGGGAGACAGGUGAGGAAAAAAGCGAGGACAUUGACAGCGUGCUCCCUCCGCCGGAAAUGAUUCAGCAGUGUGCCGAGGCUCUACAUGACGAGAUCAGGCAAUUACAGGAUGUGAACAACAGCCUGACUCGUGAUCUGGAGAACCGCGAAACAGAACUCCUGAAGUUGAAGCAGUGCAGUGCCAAGUAUGAACACCAGGUGGAGCAACUAAACCAGCGUCUAUCAACCAAGGAGACCAAACUGUCUCAACUAACGACUGAGGAGGCAAAACUCCAAGAGCAGUUCAAGGAGCUAACAGACAAUAACUCAGUGCUGACUGAUGAGGUAUCAGACCUCCGUGUGGUGCUGUCGUCAGCUGACCGUGAACUCAGCGACUCCAAGCAGAAAAUGGAGGAACUGCAGGCCAAGUACAACUCUCAGUUGGCAGAGUUAGAAUCCAAGGUUGUUGGUCUGAGCGGAGAGCUGUCGACGACCCGUCAGGACAUGGACCAUGUAGAGGAGGAGAAGAUGCAGCUGCAGGACAUGCUGGACAGUCUGCAGCAGGAGCUGCAGUUCCUCAAACAUCAGCAGCAGGAGAAGGAGGCGCUGCUGCACCAGGAGAAGACCUGCAGUGCACAGCUGGAGAAAGAAAAACAGUCCCUUGCAGAACAGCUGGAGGACCAGAGAGCAGAGAACAAAACCCUGCAGGCCAGGCUGGAGCAGGAGAUGACAGAACAGGAGGAGCUGACCAGGGUCAACCAGGACCUGGCCACACUGAAGGCUCAGCACGAGGGACUGGUCACACAGUACCAGGACAAGCUGGCUGAACUGUGCCAGGUCAGCAAGGAACUGGAACAGGCCAAGGGGACUGUACAGACACUACAGAAGCGCCAAGCUGAGGAUAAGGAAGCCCUUUCCAACCUGAUGUCCACAGCACAGGACCUGAGGCAGCAGGUACACGACAAGACCAGCCAGCUGGCCUCAGUCGAGUCUGAACUGGCUGAGCGCGUGCAGGCCAUCCAGAUGGCAGAGUCAGUCCGGGAGGAACACCUGCAGACCAUCGCAGCACUGCAGCAGGAAACUACCGAGCUGCAGCUGCAGGUGGAGAGGGAGAAGAGCUCACAGGAGUGUGAGAUCAGCAUGUUGCGAGAGGACCUGUCCUACACUACAGAGCUGUAUUCCCAGCUGACUGAAGAACUGGAGAAACAGAACCAGCACCUGGCUGCCUCUCAAACACAGACAGAAGAAGCCACCAGGAAAAUGCUGGAGAUACAAAAUCUGCUUAUUGACAAAGACAAUGAGCUCAGAGACAUGAAAAGACAAUUUGAAGAGAAGCUACGUGAAGUCGAGCAGCAGGCCAUCAUUGAGAUCUCGCCGGAGACUCCUGAGCGGACAGAGCUGAAGGGUCUAAUUGACCGACAGAACGAGGAACUGGACAAGCUGCGCGCUGACCAGGCCACAGUCAUGGCACAACUUGACCAGUACGAGACUGCUCGUAAGCUGAAGAAUGAGGAAAUCUGUGCUCUAAAGACCGAAAAAGAAAACUUGAAAGCAGAGAGAGACCUGCUGGCUACAACGCUGCAGGGACUCGAGUAUAAACUGGAGGCCAACAGGGAAGAAGCAGAGCAGAGGGAUGCUUUGUACCAGUUUGAGGUGGACAACCUGAAAAGGAACAUGGCCAGUCAGAAAACAGCUCUGGAUGAAGCUAUUAAGACAAAGGAUGAGUCAGUUCAGCUUACAAUGCAGCUGCAGCAAGACCUUGAUGACUUUAAGGAACAACAGACCAAACUGGAUGAGAGUACUGCAAUGAUGGCAGAAGAACUAGUCAGGUUACAGUCCCUAGAGGCAAAACAUUUUGAAGAAAAGGAGACUCUCAGAUCAUGUUUGGAAGAGACUAUGGAGGAAAAGACCAGGAUUGGCAAGGAGUUGAAGAAAAUUGAAGCGAAAUGUGAACAACUGUCGAUGGAGAACACCAAACUUGUGGGUCAUCAGAACCAUAACCAGAAAAUCCAGCUCCACGUGGCCAUCAAGAAGGAAAACAAUGAACUAAAGGAUGAAAUCGCCAAGCUGCGAAAGCAACUGUGGCAGAAGAACAACCAGCUGAGCCAGCGGGAAGCUGAUGCCGGCAGGUCCAGACACAAGUCAGCCGACGCCGGCACCCAGGGCCGCAACAAGGAGAACCACCACCUGGGACCACAGAACGUCAUCGUAUGACAGACAGACUUCUGGUACAACCCCUACAGUCCAUGUCUGUAACUAACAACACCUCUCACUGGCUUGUAUUUCGAUGACCUUCUACUUCAAGAACAUUUUGUAUAUAUUGAUUCUGUCUCUGUUGUCACCAUGUGUCUGUAUUUGGUGGCACUUAUCCAAUUAGAAAUUAGAUCAUGUCCUGUCUCCAAAGUCUAAUUUGUGCCACACUCUGAGAAAGGUCUUUCUUUGCAAAUGUACAUUUUGUUGUACGCUAAUCUAUAAGGUGUAAGAAAUGCUUGAUGUUUCUGUAUUAAUGAAGAUAGUGGUAGACAGUAAUGGCAGAUUGCGAUUCAUACAAGGUAUGUUUGACUAUUGAUGAAGACACUUUGUAACUACAUUGUAUAUGACUGGUGUGGGUACACAACUUACAAGUUCAUGAAUGGAAAAUUACUUAUGACUUUUAGCUGAACCAUAAUUGGUUCAAGUCCACAAAACACAGCCUUGGAUCAUUUCCUCCAUGAAUUGAGGUUGGCCUCACUUGAAAAUGUACUUUGAAAUUCAGAAUAAUACUCUUCAGCAUGUCGCUCAUCAUCAUACCACUAACUGUUCUGUCUUUUUAUUUACACACACUUGUGAUAUGUCUUGUUCUAAAUUUUUUAUCCUAUCAAUUUUCGCUCAAAUCUCUCUCAGGAAUAUCAGACAUUAUCAUCUCUCAAUGAAUUUUAAUGUUAACUUAAAGGUUAAUGUGCUGGUUUUCAAAAAAGAGUGGCAAUGGUGCUUACUAUGUACACUUUACCAUUUCAAAAAUUACUCCUUUUAUGAACAGGAUCCAGACAUGUUAUUUCAUAGAUUAGUUGGUCACUGUAAUUUUUAU